Molecule: messenger RNA, 2873 nt
Organism: Myotis myotis
Lineage: Eukaryota; Metazoa; Chordata; Mammalia; Chiroptera; Vespertilionidae
Product: zinc finger protein 233-like
Exons: 4
Coding region: 89-340 (83 amino acids)
Biological process (GO): negative regulation of transcription by RNA polymerase II
Molecular function (GO): DNA-binding transcription repressor activity, RNA polymerase II-specific
Source: RefSeq, a predicted model, not a curated record
GAAACAUCGACCAGCCACCUCCUGAACACCUCCCACUGGGGAUGUGCCCGCAACCAAGGGUUCUGUGCUUCUCCAGGAGCAGGAGAAAAUGACCAAGUCCCAGGAGGCGGUGACGUUCCAGGACGUGGCUGUGGUCUUCACGGAGGAGGAGCUGGGGCUGCUGGACCCGUCCCAGAUGAAGCUGUACCGGGACGUGAUGCUGGAGAACUUCCGGAACCUGGUCUCAGUGGCAGGAAGAAUGAGGGUGGAAUGUGACAAAGUGAUGUCCAUGAAAUCUACCAAGGCCCCUGCCUUAAAAGUUACGAUGGAUGAAGAGCUAAGCAUAGGCACUUUGACCUAAGUUUGCAUGAAAAUGAGAAGAAACCGAUUACUCACAGUUCAAGUUCACCAAAACUUUCUGUCAUUAGUAACUACUUUUAACAUUUUCAAAGAGUUACAGUAAAACUGUACCCUAAUGAAUUAGGGAUCAAAAUUUAUAAUUGUAUAAAUUCAGUAUCAUGUUAAUAGAUUAAUAAAAACCAGUACUUUUCAGUCUAUAAAAUACAAACCAAUGAUUAAGUAUUAUACUGUACAGACAGAUAAUACACUGUACAAAAAACUGAGGCUGAAUGGGGGAUGGGAGCCAUUCAGAAGUCUUGUUGAAAUUAAUUUGUGUUACUGUGGAUGGCAGCAUUACAGGAUUCUUUUUGCAUAUGCUGUUAUGAAUUUAAGGUAGGGAACUGACUAGAAUUUUCAAAUACUUGUCAUUAUAGUGGUUUUCUCUACUUUGUUCAGUAAUUGAUGGGCACCUCAUACAAGCCAAGCAGUUCUACAAGGUAGACAUACCGGUAGUGGUGAAAAACACCUCUAUUACAUGGAGGUUACAUUGUAGUUGGCUUAAAUUUUAUUUGUCCGUCAAAUCUGCCACAUAUACUUUUGUUCGAGUGCUGCACAUAAUCUCCAUUCAUACGCCCUCUUCUGGGUGACUCCAAUGAAAUGUACGAUCCUUCUGUUGUGUUCUUCGGAACCGGGACAUUGAAAACUCUGGUGUAACCAUUUACCAUUUUAUGAAACCAGUUUCUCUCAUGUGAAAUCUGACGUUUACAAAGAAUUCAUCCCCCCAACUGCGUUGUUGAGUCACGUCUUAUAGAGCUGCUUUCCCGCGGCCAUUCCUCGAGGCUCCUGAGUUCUGAAGGAGCUUUCCACGUUCACCAGCACAGACUCUCUCAUGGGGACCAAGAUGUGAACUCAAACUACAGGCCAUGUCGCACCUCGCAUGCCUACAGGUCCCCUCCAGUGUGGAUUCUCUGAUGAUAUACAAGAUGCGAUCUCUGGCUGAAGCCCUUACAACAUACGUCACAUAUGUAAGGCCUCUCUCCAGUGUGGACCCUCUGAUGUGUGUGGAAAUGGGAGGCCUGACUGAAGCCCUUACCGCACUGCUGACACGUGUAGGGCUUCUCUCCGGUGUGGACCCGCUGAUGAGCACUGAGCCCAGCACUCCAGCUGAAUUCCUUCCCACACUGCUCACAUUUAAAUGGCUUCUCCCCGGUGUGAAUGAUCUGAUGGACUUGAAGAUUUGACCGCUGGCUGAAGGCCUUACCGCAGGUAUCGCAUUUAUAGGGCUUCUCUCCGGUGUGCACUCUCUGGUGGGCCUGAAGAUGUGAAGACUGGCUGAAUCGCUUCUGACACGCGUCACAUUUGAAUGGUUUUUCCCCAGUGUGGACACUCUGAUGAGCUUGGAGAUUUGAGGCCUGGCUGAAGCCCUUCCCACACUCUUCACAUUUGUAGGGCUUCUCUCCUGUGUGGACUCUCUGGUGAUUGUGAAGAUUCAAGCUCCAGUUGAAGCGCUUCCCACACACCUCACAUUUGUAGGGUUUCUCUCCAGUGUGGACUCUCUGAUGGGCUUGAAAAUAUGAACUCUGACUGAAGCCUUUGCCACACACAUUGCAUCGAAACGGUUUCUCUCCCGUGUGAACCCGCUGAUGGCUCUGGAAACUUGAGGCUGAGCUAAAACCUUUCCCGCACUCUUCACAUUUAUAUGGUUUCUCUCCCGUGUGGACUCGUUGGUGACUGUGAAGAUUGAAGCUCAAACUAAAGCACUUCCCACACUCAUCGCACCUGUACGGCUUCUCCUCAGUGUGGACUCUCUGAUGGGUGUGAAGAUUUGAGCUACAACUGAAGCGUUUACCACAAUCUGCACAUUUAUAUGGUUUCUCUCCCGUGUGGAUUCUUUCGUGGGCCUGAAGAUGUGAUCUCUGUGUGAAGCCCUUUCCGCAAAUCUCGCAUUUGUAAGGUUUCUCUCCAGUGUGGACUCUGCAGUGAAUAUUAAGAUCUGUGCUACGACUGAAGCCCUUCCCACAACUUUGGCAUCGAUAGGGCUUCUCUCCUGUGUGAAUAGGCAAGUGAGCGUACAGAUGUGAGGUCUGAUUAAAGCUCUUCCCACACUCUACGCAUGAAUAGGGUUUCUCCCCUGUGUGGACUCUCUGAUGAGUUUGCAGAUUUGAGCUCUGACUAAAACACUUUCCACACUCAUGACACCAAUAACGUUUUUUUCUUGCGUGAACGUAUUGUUGAAGGGGAAUGGCUGAGCUAUAACUGGUAUUCUCACGUGUACUACAGUUAAGGGACUUCUUUGCCAAGUGUGACUGCUGAUGAACUUCAAGUCUGGAGCUAUCGCUGAAUACUUUUCCACAUUCACUACACUGGUAGGUUUUCUGUCCCGUGUAGAUUAUACUGAGCUGGGCAAGAGAUGAUACAUUUGAGAUAUCUUCACCACAAUCUUUGUUGCUGUGAGCUUUCUCUCUUUUGUGUACUAUAUCAUCAUCAUGGUGGUGUGAAUUACAACUGAAGAUGUUAGCACAUGGAGCAAAUAUACAUAACUUGUUUUUCACUGG